Messenger RNA from Rhipicephalus microplus (southern cattle tick), 555 nucleotides. RefSeq lists its product as uncharacterized. The record is from RefSeq and is a predicted model, not a curated record. Gene Ontology annotation, biological process: regulation of transcription by RNA polymerase II. NCBI's taxonomy places the organism in Eukaryota, Metazoa, Arthropoda, Arachnida, Ixodida, Ixodidae. Gene Ontology annotation, molecular function: RNA polymerase II cis-regulatory region sequence-specific DNA binding; DNA-binding transcription factor activity.
AUGUGUAGAGCCAAGACGAAUGACUCCAGCAGCAGCAGUGAUGACAGCUGUCGAGACAGCAGUAAUGACAGCCGAAGAAGUCUAUCCAGCAUCAAUGACAGGGGCAGCAGAUCAUCCAACAAUUUUGAUGGCGGCAACACUCAAUCUAGCAGCAGGACACCAUUGAUGCCCGACGGCUCUGACAUCAGUCAGAAGCCAGCGGACCACUGUAGUCUCAGGGGCCGAAGCAGAGCCAGUAGCAAUGACAGCAACGGAAAAAGGCCAGCCACCUGUAGGAGUGGCAGCGACAGGCGUAGAGCCAAGACGAAUGACUCCAGAAGCAGCAAUGAUGAUGGCAGCUGUCGAGCCAGCAGUAAUGAUAGCCGAGGAAGUCGAUCCGGCAGUAAUGACAGAGGCAGCAGAUCAUCCAGCAAUUUUGAUGGCGGCUACACUCAAUCUAGCAGCAGGAUACCAUUGAUGCCCGAUGGCUUUGAAAUCAGUCAGAAGCCAGCGGACCGCAGAAGUGAUGUGGCAGAGGAAAAGUUGACAGCCACUGUGACAAUGUACGUGAGGUGA